Messenger RNA from Daphnia pulex (common water flea), 1316 nucleotides. Its product is annotated as adhesive plaque matrix protein-like. The record is from RefSeq and is a predicted model, not a curated record. The transcript is spliced from 2 exons. Bases 91 to 1002 code for a protein of 303 amino acids. Lineage: Eukaryota; Metazoa; Arthropoda; Branchiopoda; Diplostraca; Daphniidae.
CAUUUUCCUCAAAUUGGCAUCAGUGACGUUCUCGAGCUUCACUUCAACGUAGCUUCUUCUACUACUAGGAUACCAACUCUUGCAAUCGCCAUGAAAACAUCAAAGAUCUUUGCCUUCAUCCUGCUGUCUCUGCUAGCGCUCGCAGUUGUCGGGUUUGCAGCGGAGACCAAGGGGAAAACAGUUGAACAGAGGUCGAAUUCCGGUUCCGGGAACAUGACGGAGGCGCGUUCUAACGUCAAACCGGAUCAGGAGGGCAGAAUUUUCGGGCUGAACAAAAACAAGAAGCAAAAGCAUAGCUACGCAACACCUAAACCUCAAUACGGAGCUCCUAAAGCGCAUCACGUCACCCCCAAACCCCAGUACGGUGCUCCCAAGCCACACCACCCCAAAGCCCAGUACGGAGCCCCCAAGGGAAAUUACAAAGCUCCAGCGUACAGCAAACCAGAGCCAUCCUACAAUCAACAGACUUACAGUCCAGAAUACAACUCUCCAUCCUAUAGCCCUCCUUCUUACAGUCCUUCUGAAUACAGUCCCUCUGAAUACAGCCCACCUUCAUACAGCCCACCAUCUUACAGCCCACCUUCUUACAACCCACCUUCAUACAGCCCUACCGCUUAUACUGAAGCUCCUUACUCUCCUCCAUACGUCCCGAGUUACGAAGCUCCGUCGUACUCUCCUUCCUAUUACCCAGAGGCUCCAGCAGCUUACCAACCAGAAGAAUACAGCCCUCCAGCUUACGAAGCUCCUUCAUAUUCUCCUCCUACUUAUAGCGAAAUUCCUUCUUACAAGCCACAGGAGUACUCACCUGCUCCGGCAUACGGCGAAGCUCCUUAUUCUCCAGCGGCCGAGCCGGAAUAUCCUACGUCUUACAACGAGAAGCCGAGCUAUCCAGACAGCUACAAAGGAUCCAGUGAGGAAUUUUUCAAAACUAGCGGUGGCUUUCCAAAAUUCGACGAUUUGUUGAAACCUAACAAUAUGAACUUUAGACAGUUUAGAAUUUAAAAAUGAAAAUUCAAUUUUUGAGGAUCAAACAUUCGAGUCAACCAGUUUCAAUUUUGAAAAUUGAAUAAGGUUUUAAUAUUCAAUCAACUAUAAUCAUUACUUUUUUUUCAACAAACGCACAUAGUUUUUCCUCCUAUAUUCGACUUAAUUUGUCCAUAAUUUCACAUAAAACAGUUUCUGUUUUAAAUGUUUUACAGAGAAUAACUGGCACAGAUCAUGUUUGAAUAUUAGGGAAUGUUGGUUGUUAUGUUUGAACUCCUAUCCCCAGUGUUGUGCACGCCUAACAAGGAUUGGAAAUAUACAUCUAAAUCAAA